Messenger RNA from Dermacentor silvarum, 2278 nucleotides. Its product is annotated as glycogen phosphorylase. Gene Ontology annotation, biological process: glycogen catabolic process. Gene Ontology annotation, cellular component: cytoplasm. The coding region runs from base 371 to 2263 and encodes 630 amino acids. The record is from RefSeq and is a predicted model, not a curated record. NCBI's taxonomy places the organism in Eukaryota, Metazoa, Arthropoda, Arachnida, Ixodida, Ixodidae. Gene Ontology annotation, molecular function: pyridoxal phosphate binding; glycogen phosphorylase activity. The transcript has 12 exons.
GGCGCCGGUUUUUCUGCGACACGGUGCCCUUAACGCUAUCGCGUUAAGAUAGCGGCCGUAGUCUGUGACGGCGCGACCUUCGAGCGUAACGAGGGUUUAAAGUGGCUCAACGGAGUAAACAACACUCUCCCCCGUAGUACCGAGGUCACCGUAACCGAGGCGAAGUUCUAGCCAAGCUAGCGAUCGAGGGGUCGCGAAAAGACAGCUCCCUAUUUAAAGCUUCGUCCGCGUUUGUGCCGUUCAGAAACGGCUAGCUGAUCGCGCCAGGCACGUACUACGUCGUACACUGAAGCGCUCUAGAUCGUAACCUGCAUGCUAGAAAAUUUUCCAAACCGCCGCAGCGACAAGCAAGGAGAAGUUAACGAACCCAAUGUCGGGCCCGAUUACCGACUUGGAGCGGCGAAAGCAGAUCAGCGUGCGAGGCAUCGCUCAGGUCGAAAAUGUUGCCGAGGUGAAGAAGGCCUUCAACCGGCACGUCCACUACACGCUGGUCAAAGACCGCAAUGUGGCUACGCCUCGGGACUACUACGUUGCCCUGGCCUACACCGUGAAGGACCACCUGGUCGGCCGAUGGAUUCGCACGCAACAGCACUACUACGAGAAGGACCCCAAGCUUGUGUACUACCUCUCCCUGGAGUACUACAUGGGCCGUUCGCUCACCAACACCAUGAUGAACCUGGGCAUCCAGAAUGCCUGCGAUGAGGCCCUCUAUCAGAUGGGUCUGGACAUUGAGGAACUGGAGGAAAUUGAGGAGGAUGCCGGUCUGGGUAAUGGCGGCCUGGGUCGACUGGCGGCCUGCUUCCUCGAUUCAAUGGCCACGCUUGGCCUGGCAGCCUAUGGAUAUGGCAUCCGCUACGAGUACGGUAUCUUCACGCAGAAGAUCACCAAUGGCGAGCAGACUGAAGAGCCAGACGACUGGCUUCGCUUUGGCAACCCGUGGGAGAAGGCUCGCCCAGAAUACAUGACUCCCGUCAACUUCUACGGCCGUGUGGAGAAGACCAACAAGGGCUUCAAAUGGGUCGACACACAGAUUGUGCUUGCCAUGCCCUACGACAACCCCAUCCCCGGGUUCCGCAACAACGUUGUCAACACCAUGCGCCUGUGGUCAUGCAAGUCGCCCAUCAAAUUCAACCUUCGCUUCUUCAACAACGGUGACUACAUUCAGGCCGUCCUCGACCGGAACCUGGCAGAGAACAUCUCCAGGGUGCUCUACCCCAAUGACAAUGCGUUCGAGGGCAAGGAGCUUCGUCUGAAGCAGGAGUACUUCAUGGUUUCAGCGACGCUGCAGGACAUCAUUCGCCGUUACAAAUCUUCCAAGUUCAGCCAAACAGAUGUGGUGCACACCCUGCUGGAGCAGUUCCCGAAGAAGGUGGCCAUUCAACUCAACGACACGCACCCAGCGCUUGCCAUUCCGGAACUCAUGCGCCUCUUCAUGGACAUCGAGGGACUCAGUUUCGACAAGGCUCUCGAAUUGACAACCAAGACAUGUGCCUACACGAACCACACAGUGCUGCCAGAGGCCUUGGAGCGCUGGCCAUGCUCCAUGUUGCAGAACAUGCUUCCGCGCCACCUGCAGAUCAUCUAUGACAUCAAUGCCCAUUUCCUUGGAGAGGUGAGCCAGAAAUACCCCGGGGACCCCGACCGGUUGCGGCGUAUGUCGCUGGUCGAGGAAGAAGGCGACAAGCGCGUCAACAUGGCUCACCUGGCCAUCGUGGGCUCGCACAAGGUCAACGGGGUGGCAAAGAUCCACACGGAGAUUCUCAAGAAAGACCUGUUCAAGGACUUCUACGAGAUGUACCCCGAGCGUUUCCUCAACCUGACCAAUGGCAUUACUCCCCGCCGGUGGCUCCUGCUCUGCAACCCUAGUCUGGCCGAUCUCAUUGCCGAUAAAAUUGGCGAGAACUGGAUUGUGCACCUGGAGGAGCUGACCAAGCUGAAGCCUCUCGUCAACGACAAGGCAUUCCUGCGAGACUUACAGAAAGUGAAGCAGGAAAACAAGAUGCGGCUGUGCGAGUACCUGCACAAGCUGACGGGCAUCAAGCUAGACCCAUUGUCCAUGUUCGACAUGCAAGUGAAACGUAUCCACGAGUACAAGCGGCAGCUGCUCAACUGUCUGCACAUCAUCUGCCUGUACAAUCGCAUCAAGGCAAACCCCUCGGCACCCUUCGUGGCACGUACCAUCAUGGUUGGUGGAAAGGUGCGUAGCUUGCUUUCUCAGUUUCGUUCAUUUGUCGCCACUUGGAAGAUGCUGAUUUUGCUGUAAUGAAACUGUGGCGCC